AUGUCCACCUUUCAAUACAAGCCUCUCGAUAUGCCGAAAUUGCAAAUACGACUCCUCCGUCUCCAUCCCACCGAGAACCGAGAUAGUAUUGAUGCGAGCAUUCAGCAUUUCUCAGUUUUCUCACUAGGUUCAACCCCAAAUUAUAUUGCAGCAUCCUACAUGUGGGGAACAUGUCUCCCAACGGAGAAUAUUCUGGUCGGCGGGAAAAUAUUCAAGAUCCGGCCUUCUCUCAAGCACUUUCUAGUACGUCUGCAGGAGCGGCCACGGGUGCUGUGGGAUUCGAGCACUAGCACACAGUUCUAUCUCUGGAUAGAUAGCAUCUGUAUCAAUCAAGAGGACGCAAAGGAGAAAAGCUCUCAAGUGGGUUUGAUGAAAAGCAUAUUCACCAGAGCAGAGUCGGUUUAUAUAUGGUUGGGUGAGCUUAGUGAGAGUUCUGGCCAAGCUAUCGGCUCCUCUUUACGCCAAAUAGACUCGUUCGUGGAUGCUGAGGAGCAGGGCGCCCCACUUGAUGGAUCUGUCAUUUCUGACAUUGGAAAGUUGUCAAAUCUCGCUUAUUGGGGACGAGUGUGGAUGAUCCAAGAAGUGGUUUUGGCUUCUCACUUUCUGGUAUUCUGGGGCGAACUAUGCUUUAAUGGGAGUUGGUUAGAGCAUUUGAUGGCAUUUGCUCAACCUUCCAACGACGUCAUGUUGUUGAAAAGAACUCAAUCUCAGCAAGCUGAAAACCAGUUGGAGUUCCUUAUCAAGACUCCGAUGGGGAAACUACUUCACCUCCGGGAUCUGAGAGAAGGCCAGACUAAUUCGUACUUCCGGCAACUGUGGUUAUUCAUGCUGCUUUUCAGAUCUAGCGCGGCGACGAAUCCUCUCGACAGGGUAUACGCGCUCCUAGGGCUAACGCAAGAUGUACUGGAAAUUGAUUAUACGAAAAGCCUUGCAGAGGUUUACAAUAAUGCGCCUGAAAUUGUGGAUGACCACAAUAAGGUCAACUUUGAAGUUAGCGUCGGAUCAUCUUCACUACCGGGUUAUCAACUCAUCUUUCGAGACACCUGUCCAAAAACCGGCGAGGGCAUCUCUCUUCAUUACAAAGGAGAGGUGGAUUCAGAGGAGGUUCUUUCUUGGAUCCUAAAUGGAGUGCGUUUUGAUGGUCGCUCACUCUUGCUUGAAAUGGUACUGAGAGGAAAUCAAUUUCAGCGAGGGCCUAAACCACCUUUAGUUCCACUUAGACUAAACGAACAUCACUAA
Messenger RNA from Glarea lozoyensis ATCC 20868, 1239 nucleotides. RefSeq lists its product as uncharacterized. The transcript has a single exon. Lineage: Eukaryota; Fungi; Ascomycota; Leotiomycetes; Helotiales; Helotiaceae. The coding region runs from base 1 to 1239 and encodes 412 amino acids. The record is from RefSeq and is a predicted model, not a curated record.